AUGAUAAAAGCCCCUGAGGAUAAUCUUGUUUCAUGUUUUUCAGGUAUAAAAUGUCCGGUUUGCUCCAAAUUUAUCUCGCCAGACGACAUAGAAUGCCAUCUGGUGGUGUGUCUUACAAAACCAAGAAUAACUUAUAAUGAGGAUGUAUUAACAGAAAACAAAGGGGAAUGUGUAAUAUGCUUUGAUGAAUUAGAUCAGGGAGAUACUAUAGCAAGAUUACCAUGUCUCUGUAUUUACCAUAAAGGUUGCAUUGACAAAUGGUUUGAAAAGAACAGGUCCUGUCCGGAGCAUCCUAACGACUAGCGAUACCUGCACGGUCAGCCAGUCAGUUGAUAACAAACAGACAUCUUGUGAUAGUGACACAAAAACUAAAAAAAUGGCUCGGAUCGGAAUUGCUGUAGAUGUUUCGUAAUAGAUUUCACGUUUACAACGGUUUUGAACCAAGUCGAUCAGACUCCGUGCAGAUUGUGAUAUAUUCUAUUUUUCAUUUUCAUCUUUUAGUCAAAAGUUGCAAUAUGAAAAAUUGCAAACUAUGUAAAUAGUCAUAUUUAUUGAAAAACAAAAAUUGCCUUUUCUUCAUAAGUUUCAGUUUACGUCUCUCGUAUGCACAAUAUGUUUAUUGGGGUUGAAAACGAAAGUAGCCCAGACACGAAAAUGAUGCGUGUAAAGUUACAAUUUACUGCAGUAAGGCAUUUGAGUUUUAAAGGAGAUAAUAAAUGAAGAUAAGGAUAUGUGAAAGUAGUUUCGAUUAAAUGUGAAAGAAUUGAAUAUGAAAAAAAAUGUGUAAAGGUUUAUGUGAAAUGUGAAAGUCAUGAACAUGAAAUGUGAAAGUAGUAGAUAUAAAUGUGAAAAGUUUGUGUAUGAAAGAUGAUGGUUAUGAACACGAAAUGUGAAAAUUGGGAUGUGAAACUGAAAGUUAUGAGCUUAAAAUAUGAAAAUAUUUUAAAUGAAAAUGUGAAAGUUAUGAAUAUGAAAUAUGAAUGACUGGCACAUGGCAUGUGAAAACAAGAAGAAAGCUUUCAGGAUAUGUCAAUGGUAUUGGAAAGUUGGAAUUGUGAUAAAAUGGACAUAAAAUGUGAAAAUGAACAUAAAAUGUGAAAGAAAAUGGGAUUUAAAAAAAAUCAACCCUGCUAUGUGAAACAUAUAGGUAAUUUUCAUGAGAUUAUGGAUAUUAUUUUGAGACAGAGAAGUGAAAACAUUGAGAGGUUUGAGAUUUGUCAUUCUAAUGGGGAAAAGGGCAUAUUUAUAUAAUAUGAGAAAUUUAAAGCAAGAUCCGUAGAAUUUGUUUUAGAAUUUAUUUUGGGAGUAAUAAUAGAUAAUAAGGAAUUAAGAAAAAAUAUAUACCAAAACAAAAAAGCACUUGGAAAGAAACAAGUAAAUGCAAAUAAUGAUGAAAAUGAUCCUUUUCGAAAUAUUAAGUUAAUGGUGAGAAUGCCAAGGUCUCCAUGAUUAAGGACGGAAAUGCCACACCAAUAAUGAUUAUAGGCUAGAAUGAUAGAUGGGUGAUCUCUGUGUUGUUGUACUAUGAUGGAGUAAUAUAGGAAGAUGGCUUUUACAAAAUGGCGGCGGCAUCAAAUGCCUGUCUCGAUUUCUGAUCACUUUUCUGAAGAAAAAAAAGGAGCUGACGUAUUUAUUGUAUACAGUAUCAGAGAAUAUUAAUGCGUUAAAACAUUUAUGAAAGUGAAAA
This is a messenger RNA of Ruditapes philippinarum (Manila clam), 1687 nucleotides long. Its product is annotated as E3 ubiquitin-protein ligase ZNRF2-like. NCBI's taxonomy places the organism in Eukaryota, Metazoa, Mollusca, Bivalvia, Venerida, Veneridae. The record is from RefSeq and is a predicted model, not a curated record. The coding region runs from base 1 to 303 and encodes 100 amino acids. The transcript has 4 exons.